AUGCUUCGCUGUGAUAAACAAACAUCCACAGCGGAUUUUCAGAGAAAAAGUCAAUCGUAUGGUUUAUCUAAUUUAACACUCGCUCGUUUCUUAAAAAUAUUUUCCAGUGCACUUAUUCCAUUAAUGAUCGGUAUAUUUACCAUCGUUCAGACACUCCAACAGCAAACGAUUGCUGAUGGAACACGAUCAAAAGAUUUGGAAAUAGCAACAUUUCAACGUCAACAAGACAUCGAUAUGGCCGAGAAUUUGCAAAAUGAAACAAUUAUAAUAAAUUAUAUCAAAGAAAUAUGCCAAUUAUUAAUUGAAAAUAAAAACGAUACAAACAACAUAAUUGCCACUGUUAUACGUGCGAAUACUUUAAUCGUCUUACGCCGAUUAGAUCCUAAACGCAAACGAUUGAUCAUACAGUUUUUGUAUGAAGCGAAACUAAUUACUAAAGAUAAUAAUCCAGUUGAUUUGAGUGAUGCCGAACUAAAUAAUGUUGAUUUUACUAAUUCAAUAUUUAAUUCGAUUAAACUAACUGGCGUUUAUUUGAUAAAUUCCACGUUUGUCAAUACACAAUUGACAAAUUCAGAUUUGAGUUCAUCAUAUUUAAAACAAGCAAAUUUUCAAUAUGCAAAAAUAACUGAUUGUAACUUUAACUAUACUCAUUUGCAACAAGCACAAUUCUCUCAAUCUAACAUCGCCUAUGGAAGUUUUUACCAAUCAAACUUGACUCUGGCAAAUUUUAGUUCAUGUGAAAUAUUCAACAGUACUUUCAUUUCUGCUGACUUGAAUAGUUCAAUUUUUUUAUCCUGUGGUAUAGAUAAAGUUGAUUUCAGUUCUGCUCAAUUAUUAUAUACACGAGCGUUAAUGAGCAAUAUUCGCAGUAUAAAAAUCGAUGGAUCAACAUUAUUUCAAUCAACAAUUUUUACACAAUGCGAAUUAUUUGACAUUGAUUUUUCCAAAGCCCAUUUCCAUGAAACCCAUUUUAUACAAUCCAAAAUGAAACUUAUCAACUUUUCAUAUGUAAUCAACGCGCCUAAUUUAUCGUUCAAGAAAUGUCACUUAACUAGAUGUAAAAUCCAUCAUGCUACGUUAAGUGACGCAGAUUUUAGUGACUCAUACAUGAGUGAUGUGGAUUUCAGAUAUGCAAAUUUAUCUGGGUCUAAUUUUGGCUAUGCGGUUAUCGAUUCUGAAGUCGAUUUACGUUACGCUACAUUAACAUUUACAGACUUUACUAAUACCAGUAUAUCUAACUUUGCAUAUUUCCAAUAUGCAAAUUUAAAUGGUUCAAAUAUUAAAGAUAAUCAGCUAAUUCAUCUGCUUUACAAACAUCAGUUGCGUUUACCAAAUGGAAGAAUUUAUAAUUAUUUACUGAAUGGUGAUGCAGAAAAUAAUGGUCUCUGUUCAUAUGAUAAUACAACAAUAGUGUCGAUAUUUGGCUGGAAAUUAUUAACAGGCUCGAUCACAGCUAUUCGAUACAGUGCAACAAACGGAAUGUUCACUCCAGUGCAAGAUACAGACAAUAACUGCUAUUUCUGGGCAAUAAACUCACAAGAGGCUCAAAUGAUGCAAAUAGUUGAUUUAGAAAAUUAUGAUACGCACAUUUAUAAUCAACAUAUUCAAUUGCAUAUGGAAGUUUUGAUCGGACGAGCAAAUAAUGAGGACGACAAGGUGGUGGUCAUCGAUAUCAUGCUAUCAAAUGGAACUGAAUAUAUCCAAAAUUUAACAAUAUGUAACUAA
Didymodactylos carnosus is the source of this 1725-nucleotide messenger RNA. NCBI's taxonomy places the organism in Eukaryota, Metazoa, Rotifera, Eurotatoria, Philodinida, Philodinidae. The record is from the annotation of a GenBank genome assembly.